AUGUUUUGUCGCUUGAUGAAUCGGUUAGCAAUAACGAGGUUUAUAUUCCCAGUUACGAGAUCAUUCGCUGUGAUCGAGAACAUGAUAGUAGGCCUGGUGAGGGCAUUUAUUUCUAUGUUUGCUCUACUAUAAAUUGUUCUUUGCACCCUGACCUAAGUAUCCAAUCCCUGGAAAACCUAUGUAUUGAAAUUCACAAACCUAGAUCCAAGCCUUUUCUCAUUGUGACCUGGUAUAGACCUACGAGUUCAUCAACAGAAAUUUUCUCGCAUCUUGAAACUUUGAUCGGUAAACUUGAUUCUGAAAAUGCUGAAUUUUAUUUAAUGGGUGAUUUCAACUGA
Molecule: messenger RNA, 338 nt
Organism: Porites lobata
Lineage: Eukaryota; Metazoa; Cnidaria; Anthozoa; Scleractinia; Poritidae
Source: the annotation of a GenBank genome assembly